Molecule: messenger RNA, 1124 nt
Organism: Condylostylus longicornis
Lineage: Eukaryota; Metazoa; Arthropoda; Insecta; Diptera; Dolichopodidae
Product: myosin light chain kinase A-like
Exons: 5
Biological process (GO): protein phosphorylation
Molecular function (GO): ATP binding; protein kinase activity
Source: RefSeq, a predicted model, not a curated record
AUGGGGAAUUGUUGUAAAUCAAGCACGGGGGCGUCGAAGAGCUCCGUUCAAUCUGACGGUGGAAUUGCAGCAACACAACAACAGCAGCUUGAGAAACAAGGACAAAUAUUAAAACCAAUGAAGGGAUCUCGGCUCGGAUCAGCCAGAAUCCGACGGGGGAAUAUCUUCGAUUUUUAUAGUUUUGAAAGCAAAAUAUUAGGAACUGGUUUUUCUGGCCCGGUCCGCCUGGCUGUGGAUAGAAAGUCCGGCAGGAAGUACGCUGUCAAGCCGUUCAGCAAAACUGGAGCUAAUAAGGACAAAGUGAACAUGUUACGUAAUGAAGCGUCAAUCUAUUUGCGACUCGAUCAUCCAAACAUUGCAAGAUUAGUCGAAAUUUGGGAAGGCGCACACCAAGUGCAUUUAAUCAUGGAAUAUUGCUCUGGUAGGAUUGUUGAUUUUUCUGUUUUUAAGAAGGAAAAUUUCUCGUUUCCGUCAGGUGGUGAACUUUAUGAACGUCUUUGUGCUCGGAAGGUUUAUUCCGAAUCUGCUGCAAGACAUACUGCGAACCAGAUGUUUUCGGCUAUUUGUUACCUUCAUGGACACAAAGUUGUGCAUCGAGAUCUCAAGUUAGAGAAUUGGUUGUACGACACAACAAGUGAAAAUUCGAGUUUAAAAUUGAUUGAUUUCGGAUUUGCCAAGAUUUGGGAUCCUAAGCAACCCAAACGCAUGCAUGCAACUUGCGGUACACUUGCCUAUGUGAGUCCCGAUACCCUUUUGGGCGGUUACACCAGCGCAUGCGAUUUGUGGUCACUGGGAGUCAUUGUUUACACUCUUCUUGUGGGAUAUCCGCCUUUUUAUGGUGCUGAAGAGGAAAUGUUCUCUCGUAUUCUCGAAGCCCAAUAUUCAUUAUCAGGCUCCAGGUGUGUUCGAAUAACUUCACCGAUAGAUGAAUUUUUAUCACUGUUCUGUCCUUGUUAUGUGCAGAUGGGAUCGAGUCAGUCCACUUGCGAAAGAGUUUGUACGUCGAUUGUUGGUGAAGGACGGGAUGAAGCGAAUGACAGCUCAAGAAGCGCUCGAACACGUUACCGUGGGCUUUCUUCUUCUCCUCCUUUGGCUCCUGCUUUAGAUUCUGGAGUGGUCGAAAG